CCAUUCAACUUCAUAUCCUCUUGAACUCGUCCAUCUCUCUUCACUCCCACUGCGUCUGUCCUAGUUGAUGACUUCAGUGACCUCCACAAGCCCCAGUCUAUCCUUCAUUCUGAUGCCUGAUAAGCCUUUCUAAAAUCAGAUCUUGAUCCUCCCCUGCUCUAAGAUAAAGAGCCCCCCAUGUCUCUAAGAUAAAAUCCACACCAGUUAGCAAAAUUGGGAGGACCUCUGCCUAUCUCUCUAGCUUCCUCUGUUUUAUUAUUUAUUCCUUGAAAUUCACUUUCCAGUCAUGUCAUCAAUGUGAAGUUCCAUGAAAAUGCCCUGUUUUCUCAAUUCUAUGGGCACUUCCUACUUCCUCUGCCAGGUGUCUUCACCCCUGCUUUCUUUGAUCUGGCUACCUGCUAUUCACCCCCGAAGAAGGGGUCAUCUCCCAGGAGCUAUCUCUGAGCCUCUCCUUCAGUUCCCCCAAAGUCAGAUUUAGCUGUCCCUCCUGGGCCAAAGAAGACAUCUGCUGUCUCUGUAUCUUACAUACUUAUCAGGUACGCCAUACGUUUUUUUUAAAUGUUUAUUUAUUUUUGAAAGAGAACACAAGAGGGAGAGAGGCAGAGAGAAAGGGAGACGGAGAAUGUGAAGCAGGCUCCAAGCUCUGAGCUGUCAGCACAGAGCCCAUCGCGGGGCUCGAACUCCAGAACCACGAGAUCAUGACCUGAGCCAAAGCCAGACGCUUAACCAACUGAACCACCCAGGCACUCCCAUACAUGUUUGUUAAAUGAAUAGGUAGCUCUUAGAAGUCUGAAAGCACUUAAUUUUGUUUUUAUCAGAAGGAACAACUUAUCACUUUGUUUUUUUUUCCCCUCCCUCUAGCUAUGCAAUUUUUUAAAAACCUACAGUGAAGUGUAACUUGAUUUACCUGUACUACUUGUUUACCCAGCCUAGUAAUAAUUUGAUAUGGUGGCUUCAAUCAAAAACUGAUUCAGCUAAAUGGACCUAUACGCCAUCCACAGCACUUGGAUUGUCACUUGCAUUUAUCUUCAGCUGCUCCUAUUUAACCCUCUGGUCAAAACUAAAGGGCUCUGCAGGAACCGUGUGACUGAUGAUGUGAAAGACGUUACAAAAUUGGUGGCAAAUCUUCCAAAAGACUAUAAGAUAGCCCUCAAAUAUGUCCCCGGGAUGGAUGUUUUGCCUAGUCAUUGUUGGAUAAGCGUGAUGGUGGAACAGUUGUCAGUCAGCUUGACUGAUCUUCUGGACAAGUUUUCAAAUAUUUCUGAAGGCUUGAGUAAUUAUUCUAUCAUAGACAAACUUGUGAAAAUAGUGGAUGACCUUGUGGAGUGCGUGGAAGGACACUCAUCUGAGAAUGUAAAAAAAUCAUCUAAGAGCCCAGAACCCAGGCUUUUUACUCCUGAAGAAUUCUUUAGAAUUUUUAAUAGAUCCAUUGAUGCCUUCAAGGACUUGGAGAUGGUGGCAUCUAAAACUAGUGAAUGUGUGGUUUCUUCAACAUUAAGUCCCGAAAAAGAUUCCAGGGUCAGUGUCACAAAACCAUUUAUGUUACCCCCUGUUGCAGCCAGCUCCCUUAGGAAUGACAGCAGUAGCAGUAAUAGGAAGGCCACAAAUGCCAUAGAAGACUCCAGCAUACAAUGGGCAGUCAUGGCAUUACCAGCGUGCUUUUCUCUUGUAAUCGGAUUUGCUUUUGGAGCCUUCUACUGGAAGAAGAAACAACCGAAUCUCACAAGGACAGUUGAAAAUAUACAGAUUAACGAAGAGGAUAAUGAGAUAAGUAUGCUGCAAGAAAAAGAGAGAGAGUUUCAAGAGGUGUAAUUGUGGCUUAUAUCAACACUGUUACUUUUGUGCCUUGUAAUGAAUAAAUAUUUGUUGGAGGACAAAUGGAGAAGAUGAGAAUCUCAGAAAAUUGCAAUAAUAUGAGAAUAAAAUUUAUGAAAAUAAAAACAAAAAUAGACCUGGAAAGGAUAGGAAAAAGGAAGACAAAAGAGCCAGGUUUCAUCAUGAAUCUGCAGACUCCAAAGUGUGAAUAUGUAGGUAUCAUUUGUUACCAUUUACUGAGUACCCACUGUGUAGAGUAAAAGCCUUUUGCUUGUCCCUAUACCAACAGAGGUUUAAGGCCUGAUGAAGAACUUUGUAAUUUGGGGAGAGGAUUGUGGUGAAGGAAAAGGUUUGGGAGAGCAGAAUAGGAUGCAGUAAGAGGAAAUUUGCUGAGAAAUAAGAAAGCCGUAGUAAAAAGUACCAAGAUAGAAAUGUAAUAUGCAGUUGUUGUUAUAUAUUUUAAAUAUUAGAUAUGAUUUGGAUUAUAGUCAUUUUCUUGGUUAACAAGGAAGGGGAAAUUACAGGGAAUGACUCAGAUUUAUUGCAAGGAUUUCUCCCUCAAGUGGAAGUUUCACCAGCUAAAAAAAAAUGAAGACAAAUAUUGGAAUACUAGAACAAAAAAUGGAAUAAUUAGUUCUUCAAAUGAAAUAACCUGUAAUUGGAAAAUGAAAAGAGGAAAGGUUUGAUAUUUUGAAAACAAGGAAAUAACAUGGAAUAUAAGGUAAUGAACUAGAAACAAAAGAAACCGGUGCUAAGAGAAAAUAUACUAAUCUAUAUAAACAGUUUAAAAUCGACUUAGUUGACUAGCUGAUGCCAAGUAUUCAUAAGUGGCAUUCCACAAGAAUUUUUCAUUUAUUAGCUUGUGUGUAGCAGUUUGAGAAAGAAAGAAAAGAGUAUAUUAUAGGAAAAUUUCACUCUUAAUUCUUCCCACAAAUGUGAUUUCAACACACUCUAGUAGAUACAUUGUUGGAUGCAAAGCUUAAUAUAGCCUACUUGUGUCCUUAAAUUGCCUAUAGCCUACCAAAGGAAGUAAGACAUAUGCAUAAUAACCUAUUUUUAAAAGCAAACUAGAAGUUUGCAAAGUUAAAACAAUGAAAGGAGCUUACAAGGAAAAUGCAAUAAGAGAUCAAAGGCACUGAUUAUGGUUGUACAGGAUGUGUCCUUGACUCAGAGAUAUAGAUGGUGAUAUGUAUGGAUAGACCUCUUAGAACUGUAGUAUGCACACCCAUAAACAGUUGCUUUAUCUGAAAGGAGAAAGAAAUCACUAGCAAUAGGAGAAAGGCUUCAUCAUGUAGGUGAUGGAGGUGGCAUUUAUACUGAGCUAGAUCUUGGAUGACUGGUAACAUUUUAAUAGCAAUAGGGAAGGGGAAAUCCAGACACUGCAAUUGGUAUAAACUAAGAGAGGCCAAAAGUACAGAGAAAGUGUUCAAGAGUCCAUUUGUACAGUUGGACUACAGUGGGAGGUCACACAUGAAGGGCUGAAAUGCUGAGAAGCAAGGAUGUGGGCAUCAGUUUGAAAAAUUACAAAUACAGGACGUGUACUCUAUUGAGUAAUGUAAGGAGCUAUGGGAGGGCUUCAAAAAAGAUGUGAGUAAUAUAUUCAAAACCGAGUAUUAUGAAAGUAAUGAAAUGUUGGUGUGGCCGGAUGAAUGGAAGCAGUGAACUGGAGUCAGGCAGUCCACCUAGGAGGCCAAUCUUCCAAAUAGAUGUGAGAGAAUGAUGAUGUAAACUGGGGUGAGGGCCAUGGAAAUAGGAAAGCAUGGAUCUGUUUGGAGAUAUGCAGUGAAAUAAUCAACACAUUCUAGUUACUGAUGGAAUGUGAGGCUUGACAUCACAGGUAGUACUCAAGGAUAAUUUGGAGCCUAUGAGACUAACCAGAUGGCGGUGCCAUUAAAAGGAAAUAAGGAGUUGUUAAUAAAUAUUGAUGGGGGCAAAUGUCUUAGACUGGAAAUUCAAAGAACAGUCAGGGCUGGAGGUAAUAGAUUUGGGGUUUGGGAGUCAUCUACAAAGAAUUUUAAUUGAGACCUUGGAAGAAGGACUGCAUCACUGAGAAGGCCCUGUUUGGUUGACAGUAAAUAACAUGAGUUUGUAGACACUCAUUUGUCAGUGUUAUUGAGACACCCCAGCAUGGUAAGUGUUGAAAGUAAUUUUGGGAGGUCCUGGGUGGCUCAGUCAGUUGGGCAUCCGACUCUUGAUUUCAUCUCAGGUCAUGAUCUCAUGGGUCAUGGGUUUGAGCCCUGCAUGAGGCUCCAUGCUGCCAGUGCAGUCUGGGAUU
Panthera uncia (snow leopard) is the source of this 4090-nucleotide messenger RNA. It is a transcript of the gene KITLG, whose product is annotated as KIT ligand. Gene Ontology annotation, biological process: cell adhesion; positive regulation of cell population proliferation. The record is from RefSeq and is a predicted model, not a curated record. The transcript has 10 exons. The coding region runs from base 979 to 1812 and encodes 277 amino acids. Gene Ontology annotation, cellular component: plasma membrane. Gene Ontology annotation, molecular function: cytokine activity; stem cell factor receptor binding. Lineage: Eukaryota; Metazoa; Chordata; Mammalia; Carnivora; Felidae.